CCUCCAGGCUAUUCGACGGCGUACUUUGGCAAUUGCUAGCACAAAUGUAAUGUAUUUGAAAGAAGAUCGAAAAAAGAAUCUGCGUUUCCUAUUUUCUAAAUGAUUUAGUUCCGAAUACUGUAUAGCUUUUGUAUCAUAUCUUAAUUAGAAUUUGGUUAAAUAUUUAUGUAACCAUAAAUUGUAUUUAGUUUUUUUUUACUGACGAAAAUUUAGCUAUUAUCUUUAAGGCAGUGAAUUGUGUAUCGACUCAUUUCCAUUCAAACUUCUACCAUCCGCUCUGGAUUUAGCUAUUAAGAUUGAAUUGUUUGUGAUUUCAUUUGACCCCUAAAUACUUUAUUGUCCCAUAGUGACAGUCAUGCAAAAGAUCAGACCUCGAAAUCAGCUGAUCUCUCACCCUCUUGGCGCUAUUGUCAAAUCGAACCCUCCAGUGAUCCACCGAGCUCGUACGGUAGUUCAACAGAGCUCGACGAAAGUGCUACGCAUCAGUUGCGCAUGAGAAGUGCGUGAAAGUUUGUUUUAGAUAUUAGGAAGUACGUAUCACCAUUCGACGAAAUGGAUAGGCAGCAAAAACGUUACUGUGUAAUUGGUGCUGGAAGUUCCGGUGUGUGUGUGGCUAAAACGAUUUUGGACACGGGUGGCAACGUUACAAUCUACGAGCGAACGGACCAAAUCGGCGGCACAUGGGUGUACACGGACGAAGUCGGAAACGAUCGGUAUGGAUUACCGGUGCAUACCAGCAUGUACGAAGGCCUUAAAACGAACCUACCGAAGGAAGUAAUGGGAUUUCCCGGCUACGAAAUGCCUAGCCAAGACGCUUCCUAUGUUCCCUGGGACGAGGUGUUGCAAUUCAUUCGAGACUAUUCCGACCACUACGAUGUUACCAAACGGAUCGCGUUUGAACACUUGGUCGAAGAGGUAAAACCAACACCGGAAGGUACCGGUGGCUGGAAUGUCACUGUACGCCAUUUGCCCAGUGGAACAAUAUUAACAGAAACAUAUGAUUUCGUGUUUAUUUGUAAUGGCCACUAUCACACACCAGUCGUGCCACAGUAUCCAGGCGUUGAGUCCUUCCAAGGCAAGCAGCUACACAGCCACGACUAUCGAAAAUCGGACAUUUUCAAAGAUCAGAUAGUGCUGGUAAUUGGUGCCGGUCCUAGCGGAACGGAUUUAACACUGGAAGCAGCCAAGAUGGCAAAAAUCGUAUACUUUAGUCACCACGUACCGGCAAAGUUAAAACAGCUAGUCUUUCCUGAUAAUGUAGUGCAAGUUCCAGACGUAUUGCGCAUCCUUCCGGAUAGUGUUGAAUUUGUGGGUGGUUCGCAGCAUCCGGUAACGUUAAUUUUCUACUGUACCGGUUACCGAUACAGCUUUCCCUUUCUGCAUCCUGAUUGUGGUGUACAGGUGGAUGACAACUGGGUGCGGCCACUUUACAAACAUGUGGUAAACAUUAAUCAUCCCACGAUGGCAUUCAUUGGGUUACCGUUUUACGUUUGCGCAACGCUUAUGUUCGAAUUGCAAGCUCGGUUCUGUAUGAAAUUUUACAACGGCCGGCUACCGAUACCCAGCAAAGAAGAAAUGCUGCUCGAUCAUGAGCGAGAAAUGAACGAGCGGUGGAGCAAAGGGUUGAAGAAACGGCAGGCCCAUAUGAUGGGUGCGGAAUUUCAAGGACAAUAUUACCAAUCUCUCGCGGACCGUGCACAGAUCGAACCUAUACCAAAGGUCAUGACGGAUAUGCAUAUUGAUAGUGGGAGGCGAAAGAAGGAAGAUUUGCAACAUUAUCGGAAUGAUGUAUACCGCAUUGUGGAUAAGAACACUUAUACAAAGUGUGACAUAUCUGAAGUAUAUCGGAUUAGAAUGAAUAUUACUGAGGGUGGCGAUAAUAGUUAACUUUAAAAUUAGCUGAAUCUCUGGCUUUAAAAGAAGCUGUUAACUACUGAUUUUUUAAAU
Messenger RNA from Anopheles funestus (African malaria mosquito), 1947 nucleotides. Its product is annotated as senecionine N-oxygenase-like. The transcript is spliced from 2 exons. The record is from RefSeq and is a predicted model, not a curated record. Gene Ontology annotation, molecular function: N,N-dimethylaniline monooxygenase activity; NADP binding; flavin adenine dinucleotide binding. Lineage: Eukaryota; Metazoa; Arthropoda; Insecta; Diptera; Culicidae. The coding region runs from base 553 to 1887 and encodes 444 amino acids.